UUUCCUCUCUUUCAAGGACUCAUUCCUCUCUCUUCAAACACUUCUUACAAUAUUGGACAACUGAAUCGUUGCCCCGUCGUUUUCAUCAGUUUGACCCGCAAUAUCACGAUGUCGGCCCCUCUCGAAUGUCCCAAGCGAAAGGAAAUGCGCAAGGCCUUGCGUAGCCUGGAGAAUCACAUCAAAGCGCUUGAACCGGACCAUCAAAUUGAGAUAGGCUCAGCUGAGAUCGAUCAAAUUCGGUUCCUGCCCAUGGUCCUGGAUGAAAGUUCAGAAGAUCGACCUGCUUUUUUUACCCUCUUGGAUGGGACUUACCUGCCGACACCUAACGACCAAUAUGACCAGGAGCACGAGGAGGAAUAUCUUCCCCAUGAUUCAAUUUCAGAGGAGUGCAGAGACCCAAGGACCUGCGCGCAAGCAAUUGACAUCUACUGGUCUAAAUACCUCUCCCACUAUUCCGUCAUCGACCAGCCCCCGGGCGGCGAAAUCGUAUGGUCUUCGAUUCCUUUGUUUAGGUCUUCUGUGUACAAGGAAAAGGUCCUCUGGCGGCAUAAUUACCCGGAGUUUGGACUCUACGACAUUCAACAGGUCACAGAAGGGCCCUAUGCACAUCUCAAGGCUACGAUAUACAACAACCUGAACGCCGAUGAUGGCCACCUCCUCCAAGGGGAGAUGCUUCUCAUUUUACGUCUGAUGCUAGCCCACAUGAGAAGGUCCCGGUACAUUGACCAUAUGGUUGUGCCGGUGAUGGUCUUUUCCCUAAUGGGGCCCCAGCAUGCUCGCGUCAUCGAAGCCUACCCGGAAGGCCAUACUAUUGUGGUUCGCCCCACCAAACUGUACGAUCUUCGCACCAAAGAUGAAGCCACUUUAAAGUUGUUUGCCCAGUGGUAUUUUGGGGAGCCACGCGCCCCUACCGGGACUUCGCAGUAGGUCGGCUGCCACAUUGUAUGCACGUUAUGUUUUUGUCAUGUUAGGUUUACGGCGCGAUGGAGGUAUUGGGAAUUGGAAUGGACAGGGUUGGCGUUUUAUUUACGAUUGACAUGAUGGACUGGAAGGAUACCCGAGGCGGAGUUUAGUUUCUAUCAAAACUACGGCCAUGGCGCACUCAUAUUGUUUCUUGCUGGCUUGUCAGAUAUCUUCCAGGAUUCGAAAG
Messenger RNA from Aspergillus campestris IBT 28561, 1150 nucleotides. RefSeq lists its product as uncharacterized. Bases 109 to 927 code for a protein of 272 amino acids. The record is from RefSeq and is a predicted model, not a curated record. NCBI's taxonomy places the organism in Eukaryota, Fungi, Ascomycota, Eurotiomycetes, Eurotiales, Aspergillaceae. The transcript has 3 exons.